Molecule: messenger RNA, 1073 nt
Organism: Caenorhabditis elegans
Lineage: Eukaryota; Metazoa; Nematoda; Chromadorea; Rhabditida; Rhabditidae
Gene: F35A5.5
Exons: 4
Coding region: 374-1009 (211 amino acids)
Source: RefSeq, marked reviewed
GUGUGUAAUCAAAUAGAACCUUUGAUUUUUUGCUCUUUGUGCACAUUCGCAUACACAAAUCUUGCAACAAAUAUUGCUGCAAAUAUUGAACAUCCCGCUGAAAACAAGCUCAUAUAAUUGAAUUAAAGAAAAUUCUUUUUAAUUUAAAAAAAGAAAAGAAGCAAAAACAUAUUCAUUUAAUUCGAAUUUAGUUUGUAUUGAAUUUCUUACAGAAACUUUCUCCUUACACUUCAGAAUUCACGAAACGAACUAUUAUGACUAAGCAUUCUGGAUAUAGUCCGGUCCAUCUUGUCACGGAACCCAAACGCAAACAUUGAAACUGACCCGAAUAUAAAACGGUCUGCGCUAGUUACAAUUAAUAUACUUUCCACACAUGUUUCGUCUGAACACUGGAGCUUAUAUAGUAUUGUAUUCAAUUUUCAGCCAAUGCUUAAGUACAGAGAUUAAGAAAAAUGCUACAACAACUGCUCUGGCAAACCUAGAGGAUGCUCAUAUCCGAGCAAAACGCCAAUUUGGAGGUUUUGGAUUUGGCGGGGGAUUUGGAGGAGGUUUUGGUGGAGGUUUUGGUUUCGGAGGUGGGGGAUGCUGUGUGAGCACGAUGAUUUGCUGUCAGAUGCCGAUUCCACCACCGAUGCCACCACCGAUCCCAAUUCCGAUUCCUGCCCCGGUCCCAGUACCUGCACCUGUUCCGCAACCAGUGCCUGUACCGAUGCCUAUGCCUAUGCCGAUGCCGAUGCCUAUGCCAGUGCCAGUACCAGUUCCCGUGCAGAGCAAUUGCUGUAGUUGCUGCAUGCCGGUUUGUAUGUCGGUUUGUAUGAGAGGAGGUUGUGGAUACGGAGGCGGUGGUUACAGUUCUGGUUAUUCAUCCGGAGGAUGCUAUGGAGGAGGAGGAGGAUCAUCUUGUGGUUGUAAUAGUUUUGGUUAUGGACGGAGAAAGAGAGCUACACUUGUGAAGAAUAAUGCCGUGGCAAUCAGGAGAAAACAAAUUGAUAUGGUUGUUCGAGACUAAUAAGAAAAAUUUAGGAAAUCUUUCAAUACGAUCACGAUUAAUAAAAUAUUAAAAUAUCUGAAAA